AUGGCUCCCAAAAAGGUUGCUAUCAUUGGCGCCGGCCCGUCAGGGCUUGUCACAGCAAAGACUCUUCUCCAUAGUUUCCCACCAGAAACCUUUGCCCCCACUGUCUUCGACAGCCGUGACCAAAUUGGCGGGCUCUGGCCAGUCACAUGGGAUGACCAUGUUAGUGCAAGGAGACUGGAUCCCUGGAUGCACACGAACCUCAGUCGCUUUACCGUAGCUUUCUCUGACCUAGCCUGGGAAUCUGUUUUCCCUGAUGCGGAAAUCCCUCUAUUUCCGUGCGCAAAAAAAGUGGGCACGUAUCUGGCUAAAUAUCGCGAACGAUAUGUCCCGCAGAGCUUGCUAAGACUAGGACAUAAAGUGGUGCGUACGACACGACGAGUCGAGAAAGGAGCUACACGAUGGACAGUCUAUUGGGUUAUAGAUAGUGCUGGACCAAAUGGCGAAGUUGCCUCGGAAGACUUCGACUUGCUUGUUGUCGCAUCUGGGCACUUUGCACGCCCUUGUAUACCUGACAUCCCAGGCCUGGAUCAAUUCCCAGACAGAGCCGUGCAUAGUUCUGUCCUUCGAUUCGACAAAAAUGGUUUUCUGUUGUGCAACAACUCUGAUACGGCCCACGGCAAUGUAAUUGUCAUUGGUGGUAGUAUGUCUGGCGUUGAAGCCGCCUCGGCUGUUGCUCUUCAACAAUCCUCUACAGCACAUUCUACAGAGACGAAACCUCAAUCCUCAAGUGAGACAGCAGUGGUGCAUCAUAUCUACUCGCACCCCUUCUGGACACUACCAACCUAUCUACCCCAUGAGACAGGCGACGACACUAUUUCAUUCCUGCCUCUGGAUCUGGUCAUGUAUGACCUGAGUCGCCGGUCAAACGGGCCAGUGGAAUAUGCAGUAGGACCAAUUCCAGCAGAGAAGGCACAAAAGACCAACAAAUACUUCCAUUCUCUCCUUGGACCGGAUUACGAACGGUUCGGCCAUGCGCAUCAGCCAUAUAAUGGUGACGAAGCUGACACGCGCGCUCCCUGGGUGGCUAUCGGAAAUGACUAUGCGGAGUAUGUUCGAUCUCAAGCGAUAGAGCGCACGAUGGGUCGAGCCGUCUCGGUGCAGCAUGGUAGCCAAGAUGGGUUGGCUUCAAUUACGGUCAAGGUUCACGGUGGACAAAUCAAAACAAUAGAUAGAGUGACAGCUAUCGUCUUGGCCACGGGUUAUACCCCCUUUGACUCGUUGUCUUUUCUGCCAGAUGAUGUUUUAUCGGCUCUUGAAUACUCCGCCGAAGACUCGCAUUCGCCUCUGAUUCUGGACAAGGGAGGCACCGUGCGAUCCGAGAUGCCGGAUUUUGGUUUCGUAGGCUUUUACCGCGGGCCUUAUUGGGGUGUGAUGGAAAUGCAAGCACGAUUACUGGGGCAGAUAUGGUCAACAGACAAUGACCUUGCACAUUUCUCUAAAACAGAAGACCAGAGGGAAAGUCUUCGAGCCCUCCGUCUGGCUGAUCCGGGACUUCGUCGUGGCCAGUUUCCUAUGGGCGACUAUGUUGGGUUGAUGGAGUCGUUUGCUCGAGACCUGGGCAUUCGUCGCGCAGAGCUAUCUGAAAGCGAAGGUAGACCUGGGCCUGUUGCACCAGCUCGAUAUGUCUAUCCUCCGGUAUCUUCCACAAACCCAAGCAAAGAUCAAGCCACGAUGAAUGUCGAAGCAAAGACCAGCUUGAAUUUUCUCAAAUCUACGCUUGCCUCCAGUGAAUCAACGGCCACAGAGGUUAUCUUCCGCGCUUUGCAUGGCACCUGGCAAGUUCAUCGAACUCAUACCUGGAGUCAUAAUGGCGGAACCGAAAAUGUGCAUGGCUCUGUGACAUUACACCCGCGCUAUCUGUUUAAUCCGGCGUUGGACAAGGAAUAUGUGUGUCACGAGUUCGAACAGUCUGUUUCGGCUCAUGGUAGAUCGUUCUCGUUAAGAAAUUCGUGGAUAUUUCGCGCGCCAGAAACUGAUGGAAGUGGAAUCAAAGUCCUUACCGAAACCAAAAUGAACAGACAGACUGAGCAGCGGUUCAAUCAUUACAUACAACCCACAACACCUUUCUACCGAAAGAAACAUGAUGCAGACUAUAUUCCUGGCCAAUACGUGAUUUAUGCCAAAGGCGUCUUUGAACAGGCUGACUCGGGCUCGCCGAGGGCUUUACCAUCCGAGUGCAAGUAUACAUUUCAUUUCCAUGGAGUAUCAAUCUCUUCCUGGGUAUUGGAAUGGACCGGUUUGGGCGAUGAAUCACAGAGUGUUGGCCACCAGGUUUCUCAAUCUCGAACGGUGUAUGAGCGAUAG
Messenger RNA from Penicillium riverlandense, 2304 nucleotides. RefSeq lists its product as uncharacterized. Gene Ontology annotation, molecular function: N,N-dimethylaniline monooxygenase activity; NADP binding; flavin adenine dinucleotide binding. Bases 1 to 2304 code for a protein of 767 amino acids. The transcript is spliced from 3 exons. The record is from RefSeq and is a predicted model, not a curated record. NCBI's taxonomy places the organism in Eukaryota, Fungi, Ascomycota, Eurotiomycetes, Eurotiales, Aspergillaceae.